AUGAGUACUCUUGCAACAGAGUUUAGAGUUCCCCGGAAGGAAAUUCUAACCAAAGACGAUUUGGAAAAGUUUCACGAAUCAGAAACGUAUGAGGAAUUUCUCAAUUUCAUUGUAAAACUUAACAAUUCCGUCAAAGGUCUCCCACUAAGUGCUGAAUGUCACGUAUCCCAAGUAGUUCAACAUAUGCUCGAAGUAUUAGACAUAGUAAACUCGUAUUGUGAUGAAAUACCACCAAUUAACAAUAAUCAAAGCCGUUAUGGCAACCCAGCUUUUCGUGACCUUUAUGAUCGAAUCGCAAAGAAUGCAGACGAAUUACACGAGAAUCUCUUUUUACCCCAAGCGGCAAUACAAGAGGUGUCUCGGUAUUUCAUUGAGAGUUGGGGAAACAAGAAAAGAAUCGACUAUGGCACCGGACAUGAAGCAAAUUUUGCUGCUUGGCUAUUAUGUUUUGACAAGCUGGGAUUAAUUGGCCCAGAUGAUCAUGUUGCGCUUGUAUUAAAAGUAUUUCAAAAAUACAUUGACAUAAUGCGUAAUCUACAAUUCAAAUAUUGGCUCGAACCAGCGGGUUCCCACGGCGUUUGGGGUUUGGAUGACUAUCAUUUUUUACCUUUUAUGUUUGGAUCUGCUCAGCUAACAGGACACAAAUACAUUCGACCAAAGUCUAUUCAUGAUACUGAUACUGUUGAUGAAUAUUCAAAAGAUUUCAUGUAUCUGGCUUGUAUAAAGUUUAUCAAUUCAGUGAAAACUGAAUCGCUACGCUGGAGUUCUCCAAUGAUUGAUGAUAUAUCGGGAGUGAGAACGUGGGCAAAGAUAAAUGAAGGAAUGAUCAAAAUGUACAAAGGGGAGGUCCUGAGCAAACUUCCGAUAAUGCAACAUUUCAUGUUUGGAUCGCUCAUACGCUUUGAAGGCAGUGGGGCUACCUUGGGUGUAGCUGAGGAUGAGGAAGAUGAAUAUAAUCAUAUGCAUGUACACGCAUUUGGACAAGAGUUUCCUGAAUGCUGCGGUAUAAGAGUACCCAGUGCGAUUGGAGCGAGAAUUGUUGCAGGACAAGGAGUACCUAGAAGAUUACCAUUUGAUUAA
Messenger RNA from Paraglomus occultum, 1080 nucleotides. The record is from the annotation of a GenBank genome assembly. NCBI's taxonomy places the organism in Eukaryota, Fungi, Glomeromycota, Glomeromycetes, Paraglomerales, Paraglomeraceae.